Molecule: messenger RNA, 1684 nt
Organism: Abrus precatorius (Indian licorice)
Lineage: Eukaryota; Viridiplantae; Streptophyta; Magnoliopsida; Fabales; Fabaceae
Product: purine permease 21-like
Exons: 3
Coding region: 573-1649 (358 amino acids)
Cellular component (GO): membrane
Molecular function (GO): purine nucleoside transmembrane transporter activity
Source: RefSeq, a predicted model, not a curated record
CCUCUGAAAACUUAUUUCAUCUUCCACAUGGGAAAAACUCAAGAAGUGCAACUUCACUCUAAAACUUAUUUCACCACCAUCAACAUGGGAGAACCUCAACAAGUGCCACUAAGCAAAAAUGGUAAUGCUAGAAGAGGUGAUGAUGCCACCUAGGCGGAACACAGGUGGUAUGGGUAAUGGAAUUUUUGGUGAAGGGUCUAGUUUCUGAGCUGUAUCAAUAUAAUACUUCCCGAAAUAAACAAAAUUAAGGAAUGACACCAACUUUUUUGUUCUUUUCAGCUUUAACUCAUUGAGUAUAGGAGACAAAGUAAUAUUUUUAUAAUUCUUUAUAUGAAUAUAGAAUAAAAACAAAAAUAGUAUUCUCAAACUAAAUUGGGAAACAACAAAGCACAAGCACCUGAUUCAGGUGCCUGAUACUCCUCCACAAAUAAUAAUAAUAAAAGGAGUUUGCAUAUCAAAGGAAAGCUGAACUCUGUUUUCAGAGGAAGUGAGUUCUUUUGAAACAAAUAAGAAAAGCUAAUGGAGCCAAAGAAACAAAUUCAUUGGAGGAGGAUAGUAGUUUUCCCGGUUCAAUGAAUCAAUCAACAAUCAAUAAGAAAAAAAGAUAUUACCGUUGGCUCAGAAUAGCCAUCCAUGCUGCACUUGUGUUGGUGUGUAGUUCAGCUGCAGUACUCCUUGGAAGAUUGUACUAUGAAAAAGGAGGAAAAAGCAAAUGGAUGGGAACACUUGUACAACUUGCAGGUUUCCCUAUUUUGUUGCCUUAUUACUUCUUCUCAGCUUCCAAAAAUCUCUCCACAAAUAGCAUUCAUCAAAAUCAGCCAUCUACUACAAUGUUAGCAUUUAUCUAUGUCUCCAUUGGUGUACUUGUGGCAUUAGAUUGUUAUUUAUAUUCCGUUGGGCUAUGGUCCCUCCCUGUCUCUACCUAUUCACUAAUUUGCUCAUCACAAUUAGCUUUCAAUGCUUUCUUUUCCUACUUCCUCAACUCACUCAAGUUCACACCUUACAUAAUAAACUCACUUGUCCUUCUAACCAUUUCCUCCACCCUCCUUGUGUUUCAAAAUGAUUCAUCAGAUUCCAACCAAGUCUCUAAGAAAAAGUAUGUGAUUGGAUUUAUUUGCACAAUUGGUGCAUCUGCUGGGUAUGGACUAUGGCUUUCCCUUACACAGCUUGUGUUCAAGAAAGUUCUAAAAAGGGAAACAUUCAAAGUGGUCAUGGAUAUGAUAAUAUAUCAGUCCCUUGUAGCUACAUGUGUUACUCUAGUAGGACUCUUUGCUAGUGGAGAGUGGAGUGGUUUGAAGAAUGAAAUGAAGGAAUAUGAGAUGGGUAAGGCUUCAUAUUUGCUGAACCUCACUUUCACAGCCAUACUUUGGCAACUCUUUACUAUUGGUUGUGUUGGACUUAUUUUUGAGGUUUCUUCCCUCUUCUCUAAUGCCAUAAGCGUUUUGGGAGUACCUGUUGUUCCAAUGUUGGCAGUGAUGUUCUUUGAUGACAAAAUGCAUGGUGUUAAGGCUAUGUCUAUGGUACUAGCUAUUUGGGGAUUUGUAUCAUAUGUGUAUCAACAAUACCUUGAUGAUACCAAGUCAGAAAACAGAAACCCUAGUCAUGUUCCGAAAGCUUCUUCUCCUUUAGAAGAAGAGGUUAAUAGAUGACUUUGGUAGACUUUUAAAUCAGCAAUUUGGACGUA